Blastomyces dermatitidis ER-3 is the source of this 2891-nucleotide messenger RNA. Its product is annotated as small nucleolar ribonucleoprotein complex subunit. Lineage: Eukaryota; Fungi; Ascomycota; Eurotiomycetes; Onygenales; Ajellomycetaceae. Gene Ontology annotation, biological process: maturation of SSU-rRNA from tricistronic rRNA transcript (SSU-rRNA, 5.8S rRNA, LSU-rRNA). Bases 118 to 1755 code for a protein of 545 amino acids. The record is from RefSeq and is a predicted model, not a curated record. Gene Ontology annotation, molecular function: protein binding. Gene Ontology annotation, cellular component: 90S preribosome; nucleolus; small-subunit processome. The transcript has 3 exons.
AAAGAAUGCUUCGAGAUGGGAGAUUCUAUACAUCGGUGACGCGCCUAUUCUGGGCCAUUCAUUCAGGGUUUGUUGCUUGCUUCCUUAGUAGUUGAUAUAAAGCCACUCGUCACAACUAUGGAGGUUCAAGCCGUUCCAAAAGCGAAGGCUGUCUCUCGCAAACCAUCCAACAGAAACAUCACCGAGUCGCGGGAAGACAAGCAGCGACUAGCAGAGGCGCGGAAAAAAUACGGACGAGGCAAACAAAUCAAUGCGAAGAGCGUGAAGGACAGGAAGUUACGAAGCAAUCUAAAGAGCCUGGAAGCAAAAUAUAAAGAUGCAGCACUAAAGGCUAAGGACGCGGAGAUCCUGUUGGAAAAUGAGCACGGUUACUUGGAACCCGAAGGUGAGCUCGAGAAAACGUAUAAAGUACGACAAGAUGAGAUCAAGGACAGUGUGGGCAUAGAGACGGCAAAGAAGGGAUUCGAACUCAAGCUGGAGGACCUGGGUCCCUACUCGGCUGAUUAUACGAGAAACGGACGAAAGCUAUUGCUGGGUGGGCGGAAAGGUCAUGUCGCAACCAUGGACUGGCGAGACGGGAAGCUGGGAUGCGAGCUGCAGCUCGGAGAGACAGUGAGAGAUGCCAAAUGGCUGCAUAACGAUCAGUUCUUCGCUGUGGCGCAGAAGAAAUAUGUCUACAUAUACGAUCAUGCAGGGGUUGAGAUACAUUGUUUGAAUAAGCAUGUCGAGGCUACACAUCUAGAAUUUCUACCUUACCAUUUUCUCCUUGCCAGUGUUGCCACCAGUGGAUAUCUCAAGUACACCGACACAUCGACCGGCCAACUAGUAGCAGAACUAGCGACCCGUCAGGGCUCGCCGACUUCCCUUUGUCAAAACCCCUAUAACGCCAUCCUACACGUCGGACACCAAAACGGCACCGUUUCUCUCUGGUCUCCCAAUUCCUCAACAUCCCUCGUCAAAGCACUCACCCACCGCGGGCCAGUUCGGUCAGUAGCGGUCGACCGACAAGGCCGAUACAUGGUAUCAACAGGUCAGGAUUUGCGCAUGGCAGUAUGGGACAUCCGCAUGUUGAAGGAGGUUCAUAACUACUCCGUCCCCCAGCCUGGCUCCAGUGUAGCCAUCAGCGACCGCGGCCUCACCGCCGUUGGCUGGGGCACACAGCUCAGUGUUUGGAAAGGAUUGUUCACCGCUGCAGCUGCAGAACAGGAGAAGGUCCAAAGUCCAUAUAUGGCCUGGGGCGGCGACGGGAAACGCAUUGAGCGCGUCCGCUGGUGUCCAUAUGAUGAUAUUCUCGGCGUGUCGCACGAGAAAGGAUUUGCCAGCCUAAUCGUGCCGGGCAGCGGAGAGCCUAACUUUGACGCUUCCGAAGCCAACCCAUACGAGACCACGAAGCAACGACAGGAGGCAGAAGUCCGAGGACUGCUUACGAAGCUGCAGCCAGAGAUGAUAUCGCUCAACCCUGACUUUGUGGGCAAUCUUGAUCUCGUAAGCGAGGCUACGCGCAGAAAGGAGCGGGACCUCGAUCGGAAGCCUGAUGAUAUUAUUGAGAAGUUGAAGAAUCGGGGUCGUGGGAGGAAUAGUGCGUUGCGCAAGUAUUUGCGUAAGAAGGCGGGGAAGAACGUUAUUGAUGAGAAGAGACUCAAGGCUGAAGAGUUGCGGAAAGAACGGUCGUCUAGGGCGAAGGAGAAUCUUCAGCGCGAGAAGGCUGGUUUGGGGCCCGCCCUUGGACGGUUUGCGAGGGUGCGAUCCUCCUAGGUCGUUAGGGUGUGUUUGUCGGUUUUUUCCAGCAACCCAGAGGUCAGGAUACUGGCAAGUAAGUAGCCAUGCAGCUAUCGUCACUGAUUGUUCUGCACCAAUACACUUUUCGUUCGGCAUUUGGUUUAUUUUUGAAAAUACCCAUGGCGUUACAAUAUUAUUUUUAUUCCAGCGUUGCAUCGCACAGGAGUACGUACUGGAUUCGGAAUGGAUAUGGAAUUUGUACGGAUUAGAAAAAAAUUUCGGAAAGGAGAGUAUAGAAAUCAUAAUCUUUUAGUUGAGCUUUGCCACAUAAUUAUAUGAUUGCUAGCCCCGGACCCUCUAACCGCCCCAUCCUUCCACCUCUGCAGGCUAACAUCAUAUGCCCCGCUAGCCUUCCAUGCGCUUAAAAUCAGCUCAACAAUAUGCUCAAUCCCUUUCCCACUCUUCACCUCUGCGAAAACCGUCGGCCCCCCUUCUCUCAUCUUCGCCGCAUCCCUCUCCAUAACCGAUAAAUCUGCCCCGACCGCCUCUGCCAAAUCAAUCUUAUUCACAACCAACAAAUCACUCCCCGUUAUGCCAGGCCCUCCCUUCCGGGGGAUCUUGUCCCCGCCCGCCACAUCGAUGACGUAGAUGAUGAAAUCGGCUAGUUCGCGCGAGUAGUUGGCGGCUAGGUUGUCGCCACCGGAUUCUAUCAGGAGGAGAUCGCUCUGGAAUUGUCGCUGAAGGGAUUGCAGGGCGAGUAAGUUGGCGCUGAUGUCCUCACGGACGGCGGCGUGCGGGCAGCCACCAGUUUCGAUGGCGCGGAUGCGAGAUGGAGAGAGGGCUUUGUUACGAGUGAGGAAUUCGGCGUCCUCCCUGUUUUAAGAUUGGAAGGAACGCGUGAGAUGGGAUUUGCGUUUUGGUUAUAACCAGCAAACAGGAGUACCUCACCUACCUCGUAAAUAUAUCAUUCGUCACGACAGCGAGGUUAUAUUCGUCACGCAGGGCCAGACAGAGUGCCAGCAUCAAUGCUGUCUUUCCUGAACCUACAGGCCUGUAUUAACACAUAUAAGUCAGCAAAUAGUAUCGUAUCGCUAUAGGAACGUAUGUCAUAUACUCCGUCCCAUAGAUAGCUGAUCUGGACUGCCAGAGCUAUACAAACCAAGAGAGGGGGA